Molecule: messenger RNA, 519 nt
Organism: Mucor velutinosus
Lineage: Eukaryota; Fungi; Mucoromycota; Mucoromycetes; Mucorales; Mucoraceae
Exons: 2
Coding region: 1-519 (172 amino acids)
Biological process (GO): transmembrane transport
Cellular component (GO): plasma membrane
Molecular function (GO): siderophore-iron transmembrane transporter activity
Source: RefSeq, a predicted model, not a curated record
AUGUGGAAGUUAUAUUACCAGGUCAACAAGUCAGGUCUUACGGACAAAUUCAAAACAGAGCGAAAGAAGACCAAGAAAGAAGAGAAUAUGUCUCUUUGGCAGAUAAUAGCUCGGUUCAUGGCAGAAAUUGAUAUUGUUGGCAGCAUCUUGUUGGUGGCUGGUCUUUAUCUCAUCCUCCUGCCUCUUGUGCUUGCUCUUCCUUCAUGGGGCGGUUGGACUAGCCCUACUACGCUUGCUACACUUUGUUCAGUGUCUCGCAAGUUCUCUGCUGCUACAGCCUUCAUGAUCGGUCGAGGCUACAACAUUGCUUAUAUCGUGUGUGAGGCGCUUGUGGGCUAUGUGAUGAAACGUUUCCGCGUCUGGAGGCCAUUCGUCUCGAGUGGUGUUGCCUUGACUAUGCUGGAUGUUGGCCUCAUGAUUCCCGCUCGUCAACCCUCCUCUUCUACCGCCUUCCUUGUUAUCUCUCAAACCAUUGCGGGCAUGGGAUUUGGCUUCCUCUAUACACGCCUAUGCUGGUAG